AAAUCUUACACGUCUUUAAGCCAGAUUUAAAGUGAGCACAGAGACACUUUCCUCCAAACAGCUGGACGUGAAAACAUUAGAACUGAAGGUCAAACAUGCGAGUGAAGAAACGAUAAACAAAACCCAUUUUUGAGCAGAGGGGGACUUUUUAAAAGAUACAGAGUUGUAGGUUUUAAUUGUUAAGAGUAUGUGUCGGAUGACGACGAAGGUCUUGAGUUAAAUUAUUAGUAUAAUUAUUUUCUGUGAAGAGACAGUUUGAUGUGAUAACGGCUCAGGAGGAGGGAGGGUCGUGAAGGACGGGUAACACAGCAGAGGAGGGACAAGCCCACAGCAGCUUACCCAAACUUACAUUACAUCUGGGUUGUGACUAUCAUAUGAUGCUUUCUCUUCUGUUGCAUUCUUCAUGGCAUUCUGCCGGCUUCAGUGAUCUCAUGGAAUGCACAUGGGAUUUUUUUUUGAGAAAACAUUUGCACUCGACCGCUCUCUUACCCAGACUGGAGUUCAACGUGGGACCAUUUGAAUAAAUGUUGUGGAUUCUAUGAAAUGUUCCUCGUGGGAUUUGGGAUGUGAUGCAAGGUGUCUUCCCUUGACUGGAUUGAUGCCGUACUAAAAGGUGAAGGAAAAUGCGGAUACCAUCGUUAAUCUGGAUUCUGCACUUCAUGAAUCUUACAAAAGGCCAAGAUAACACAAGACGUAGCUCCUCUGAGAGCAGAGUCUGUCCUGCAGGUUGUGCGACAUGCUCGGUCCUGAAUGGCUGUCUGGCCUGCAAACCUCGCCUCUUCUUCCACCUGGAGCUGGACGGGAUGCGGCAGAGGGGCGCCUGUCUGUCCUCCUGUCCCCGGGGUCACUAUGGCAGGCGCUCUCCACACAUCAGCAUCUGCACCAGGUGCAAAGAGGACUGCGCUUCCUGUUUCAGUGAACAUUUCUGCACAUAUUGUCACUCGGGUCACUUCCUGUUCGGGGGGAAAUGUGAAAACAGCUGUCCAAAUGGGCUGACGGCAAACGCAGUACUGCGAGAAUGCACAGAGUGCUCUACAGGCUGUGAGGUGUGUGUGAGGAGGAACAUGUGUGUGAGGUGUCGAGCAGAGCUGUACUUUCUCCACGGCCAGUGCCAUCUCACCUGCCCACGGGAAUUUGAGCCUGAUGUGCAGCUUAUGCAAUGCAUCCCCCAAGUGCACUGUGAGAUGGGGGGAUGGACUGGAUGGGGUCCAUGUGUUCGGAAAAGCAGCAUGCGGGCUUACAGGAGGGGACAGGAGACGCGUAACCGACAAGUUCUGCGGUCCCCGAGUGUCUCCGGUGACCCGUGCCCACAUGUGUCAGAGAUCAGGAAGUGUGCCAUCAAAAAGAGACCAAAGAGUCCAAGUCGGUUGUAAUAAGUUGAAAGAGAACCUGUUCUAAACCAUUUGUUGAUUGUUGCAGAGAUAUUCAACUUGUUAUUGCACAUUUUACAUUGGCUGGUUAAAUUAUUGUAAAUUGUAAAGAUGUAUUCGUCUUAAAUAAAAUAAAAAAUGUUUUAUGCAA
Molecule: messenger RNA, 1521 nt
Organism: Cottoperca gobio
Lineage: Eukaryota; Metazoa; Chordata; Actinopteri; Perciformes; Bovichtidae
Product: R-spondin-3-like
Exons: 5
Coding region: 624-1373 (249 amino acids)
Source: RefSeq, a predicted model, not a curated record